Messenger RNA from Sinocyclocheilus rhinocerous, 5365 nucleotides. Its product is annotated as arf-GAP with GTPase, ANK repeat and PH domain-containing protein 1-like. The record is from RefSeq and is a predicted model, not a curated record. NCBI's taxonomy places the organism in Eukaryota, Metazoa, Chordata, Actinopteri, Cypriniformes, Cyprinidae. Gene Ontology annotation, molecular function: GTP binding; protein binding; GTPase activator activity. The coding region runs from base 616 to 4293 and encodes 1225 amino acids. The transcript is spliced from 18 exons. Gene Ontology annotation, biological process: activation of GTPase activity.
UGUGUAUAUGGAGCACACGGGGCAGAUAGAGGAGAGAGACGGUUAUGGAUCCGUAGCUCUUGCCGCUGUCUGUCUCGUUUCCCGGGACUGUCGUUUUGAAUAAAGCGAGGGUCGAGCUUCGAGUCGUGCAUGGUACAUUUGAAUGAGUGUAGGGACGCACAGCGGCGGGAAACAAAGGCGCACCCGGUUCGGUGCAAAGGAGCAAGCUGCUCGCGCGGCGGGGGAUGCAGGGCACAAUAGGGAAGACCACACUCUUCUGCUUUAGGAGGACAGUGUUGGAAUAACAUUUCCCCCUAGACAGACAAGCCUCGCAGCAGGAAGCCGGACUUUACUUUUCAGGCAAAUGUUGUGUGAACAUGAGACGGGCUUUGCACUGGACGUCUAGGCGACUUGAUGGGGCUCUUUCAGGAUUUUUAGAAUGCGCAAAUAGUCUCAAAAACGCACCGGCACAGCAAAGGAAAAUUUUGCGCACCAACGCGAUUUUGAGCUGAGAUUGUUUAUUAUUAUUAUUAUUAUUAUUAUUACUAUGCGCUCUGAAGAUCACCAGCUGUGGGUGAAAUCACGCUAGAAACAUAUUUUACGUGAAUUCAUUUACUUGGAUUUGGUUUCUGAAGAAUGUACUUACUUGAUGGUAAUUACCCGGAAAGGAUGGAGCGGGGUACGCCACAAAGAAAAACCGUGUACCGGAUAUCUUUGACACUAGUGAAAAAAGAAACUCUGCAGGAUGGCGGAGGCUCAGCGCACCGGCGGCUGGAGAACCCUAAAGUGAGCGCGUACCGGCGGGAGGGAGCCGCUGACGCUCAGCGCAGCUCCCCGCUGGAAGAACUGAAAGAAGUGGAGGACGAGACGGACGAAUUUUCUGCACACUCAUACAUGAGGAACUUCAGGACAUUUAGUACUGGACAUCUAGAGUUGGGCAGGGUGAAAAUCUCAAGGAGGGCGCAGCAUUCACAUAAAGACAAGGAAUUAAAUGAAACGUGCAUCCUGCCAGAGAAUGGACAGAGCAAGGUCAUUGAAAACGGGGCACUAGUGCACAAAAAGGCAGAUGAUGUAGCUGAAAGUGACAGAUUGAAAUGUGAUGCUGAGCAUGGAGAAAUCUGCAGUACAGCUGCUGCUAAUAGAGGAAACACAGACAUUCGAAACAAAAUCCUCAAGACUUCCCGGAGCACAGAGGAACCGGUCAGUACAUGGUCAGAUGAUACCUCAGAGGAACCCAAGGGUGGCAGGAUGGCCGAAGAGAGCUGCAUCUCUUAUUUGCUGGCUCAAGGGAAUGGGAAGUCACCCAAACCAGCACCUGAAACCCCUCCGGUGAAGAGCCACCCAAGCCUGCUGCGGCGAAGUUUCAGCUUUCGCCACUGGACGGGUGGAGAGUUGAUCCGCAUACGGGCGCUUUCCAAAGAGAAGCACCACAGCAGCUCGGGCUGCAUUGGCCAUGAUGGAGAGCACAGUCAGGUCCAGGCCGGCGUGGUUCUUCAAAACAUGGCUUUCGCCGAGUCUGAGUCCACUGAGAAGCGAAACACCUUGGAUGUGGGUGAGGUCCUAAGCAAAACUGACUCUGGGACUGAACUGGGCCGCAGGGAGAGGAUGAAGGGCAAGAAUCGAACGCUGGACAACAGUGACCUGCUCAAGCUGUCGGAUAAAUCUUUGAUGGACAAGGAGGGUUUCAUUAGAGGGACAGGCUCCCGUUCCAGCGGGCAGGAACGUAAACUCAUUCGGUUCUUCAGCGGUAUCUUCUCAAAGCGAGAAGGGACAUCCACACCACUUACCAGCCCCAGCAACCAGGCUCUCCGGAAGAAUGGCCUACUGGGAAGUCAGCGGAGAUCAGAAAUGAGCUGCUCGCAGUCCAGUACCGAAAGUGUUAACGGAUGCCAACCAGAUGAUGCCUUUGUCAACAGUCAGGAGUGGACGCUCAGUCGCUCUGUACCAGAGCUCAAAGUGGGCAUUGUGGGUAACUUGGCCAGUGGAAAGUCUGCCCUGGUGCACAGGUAUCUGACAGGGACGUAUGUGCAGGAAGAGAGUCCUGAAGGAGGACGUUUUAAAAAGGAGAUUGUAGUGGAUGGACAAAGUUUCCUCCUCCUAAUCAGGGAUGAAGGGGGACCUCCGGAGGCUCAGUUUGCGUUGUGGGUGGAUGCGGUGAUAUUUGUGUUCAGUCUGGAAGAUGAGAUCAGCUUUCAGACGGUCUAUCACUACUAUAGUCGUAUGGCCAACUACCGCAACACAGCAGAGGUGCCCCUGGUGCUUGUGGGAACUCAGGAUGCAAUCAGUGCAGCCAACCCUCGUGUCAUCGAUGACACCCGCGCUCGCAAACUGUCCAACGACCUGAAGAGGUGCACAUAUUAUGAGACCUGUGCUACCUAUGGCCUCAACGUGGAGCGCGUCUUCCAGGAUGUGGCUCAGAAAAUAGUUGCGACCCGGAAGAAACAGCAGCUGUCAAUCGGACCCUGUAAGUCACUGCCCAAUUCUCCAAGCCACUCCUCCGUCUGCGCAGCGCCUGUGUCUGCAGUGCAUAUCGGCCAGACCAGUAAUGGUGGAGGCAGUUUGAGCGAUUACUCCUCUUCCGUACCCUCCACUCCCAGUACCAGUCAGAAGGAACUGCGUAUCGAUGUACCCCAAACCGCCAACACCCCUACGCCCGUCCGCAAACAGUCCAAACGACGUUCCAACCUCUUUACGUCUCGGAAGGGAAACGAACCAGACAGGGAGAAGAAAGGGAUGGAUGGCCGCGCAGACAGCAUUGGAAGUGGCCGUGCUAUCCCAAUUAAACAGGGCAUGUUGCUGAAAAGAAGCGGCAAGUCACUGAACAAAGAGUGGAAGAAGAAAUAUGUCACACUUUGUGACAACGGAGUCCUCACAUAUCAUCCUAGUCUGCAUGAUUAUAUGCAGAAUGUUCAUGGGAAGGAGAUCGACCUGCUUCGGACUACAGUGAAGGUUCCAGGGAAGAGGCCCCCCAGGGCCAUCUCCACAUGUGCGGCCCCCAGUCCCAAAACCAAUGGGCUGACCAAGGACAUGAGUAACCUGCAGCUUGGACCUCCCGCAGGCUCUGUGACAAGUAGUUCUUCUGCGUCUCAGAUGGCGAGUGGCAUCAGUCUGGUGUCGUUUAACAGUCGGCCAGAUGGGAUGCAUCAGCGCUCAUACUCUGUGUCCAGCGCUGACCAAUGGAGUGAUGCCACAGUCAUUGCCAACUCAGGAAUCAGCACAGAUGCCGGUCUGGGAGAUUCUGUAUGCUCCAGUCCAAGCAUAUCCAGUACCACCAGUCCAAAGAUAGACCCGCCCCCAUCACCCCACGCCAACCGCAAAAAACACAGGAGGAAGAAGAGUACCAGCAACUUCAAGGUGGACGGCUUCUCUGGAACUGCAGAAGAACAAGAGGACAACUUUGAGUUCAUCAUUGUUUCUCUGACGGGACAGACCUGGAAUUUUGAGGCAACGUCCUAUGAGGAGCGGGACGCAUGGGUUCAGGCCAUUGAGAGCCAGAUUCUGGCGAGUCUACAGUCCUGUGAGAGCAGCAAACAGAAGUCUCGUCUGAGCAGCCAAUCAGAAGCCAUCGCUCUGCAGUCUGUCAGGAACAUGAGAGGAAACACGCGCUGUGUGGAUUGUGAAGCCCAGAACCCUGAUUGGGCCAGUCUGAACCUGGGGGCUUUAAUCUGUAUAGAAUGUUCAGGCAUUCAUCGCAACCUGGGAACUCACCUGUCUCGUGUCCGCUCUUUGGACCUGGACGAGUGGCCUCUAGAGCUCAUCAAGGUCAUGUCGGCCAUCGGCAAUGAGUUGGCUAAUAGUGUGUGGGAAGCCAAUGCUCAAGGACGCCUAAAGCCUGCCCCUGAUGCCAGCAGAGAGGAACGUGAGCGCUGGAUCAGAGCCAAAUAUGAGCAGAAGUUGUUUUUGGCAUCGCUGACGUGCACAGAGCUGACUUUAGGACAGCAGUUACUACGUGCCACAGCGGAGGAAGACUUGCGCAUUGUGGUCAUACUGCUGGCCCACGGCUCCAGAGAUGAGGUCAACGAAACCUGUGGGGAAGGUGAUGGCCGUACAGCCCUGCACCUGGCCUGCCGCAAAGGGAAUGUUGUGAUCAUGCAACUGCUCAUAUGGUACGGCGUGGACAUCAUGGCACGGGAUGCUCACGGCAAUACAGCACUGGCAUACGCACGGCAAGCUAACAGUCAGGAGUGUAUGGACGUCCUGCUUCAGUACGGCUGUCCUGACGAGCGUUACCCACUCAUGGCCACACCAAACCUGUCACGCAGGAACAAUAACCGCAAUAACAGUUGCAGCAGCAUGAACAGUGCAGUUAUAUGAGAAGUACACUCUCACACACAUGAACAUGCAUUCUGGUCAGCACUCCUCCUCCCUACACACACUUUCAUAUGUACAGCUCCACCACUACAUCAGAAUCAUAAGACUAUACUAGACUCGAGGGAAAGACCCCGACACUGAUGAUGAUGAAGCAGCAUGAGCAGAGCUACUGUGUUUGCCUGACUUUACAAUCCCACAGGUUGAAAACAUUGUCAUGGCAAGGGUUUAGCCAAUCAUGUGUCAUCCAUUGUUUUGGUUUGAACAAAAAUGAAAACAAUACCGGACUCUGAUUUUCUGCCUGUGCCAGUUUAAGCUACCAAGUGCAUGAUGGGAGAAUAGGGUGUGGAUUUGGUAACUGAUGAGCAGGUGACACAUCAGCGUUCUGCUCCCUGCCGCUUCUCUGUGGAGUCUAAUAGAUGACAAAGCAAGACAGGAAAUGAUGGGGCAGCAUGGGAUACUUUUACGCUAGAUCUUCAAAAUGACCCAGAAGAACCAGAGAACUUUACUUUACUUGGACUUCCAUCUCACCACUUUGACACUGAUUUUUCUGUCUGAUCUCACGCUCUCAGACGUUUCUUUUGUAUCUGUUUUUACUAUUUCUCAGUCAGUUACAUCAGUAUGUCCAUUAUGUCUUUUAUUCUUCUUGUUUUUAAAGGAACGUGAAUGGAUGUAAUGACAUUUUUGGAAAACAGCCAAAUAUUGAGUCAGUUUGAAGUCUGAAUCUGACAUGAUCUUUUAAACUGUUUUUGUUUUAACAUUUGUUGAGUAGCAUUUGUCUUAUGUGCUCAUUACUGGACCAACGGAAGAUUCUUAAAAACAAGAGUUUUAGGAUUUACAUUUCUCAGAAGUAAAAGGGAAUUAUAUUUUUAUUUUCACCAGCUUUUAUUUAGCAGAUUUAAAAAAAAUCUUUAAACACGUCAAACUAGUCUUAUAUGUUGCCCAUCCAUCGGCUCAUUCUUUACUUCAGCUCACAGUGAAGUGUGCAGGCACCGAUUCAGAUGAACCAUAUUCCAGAAGUGCAGGGCUGAAGCUCAGGCUGACCUCAAGUGUUCAUCAUUAAAAGCUCCACAAAAUA